AUGAAUUCAUUUCUUUUGAACAGAGCCCAAGGCUCUAUCAAACCUCUAGAUUUUCAUGUGGCUCAAACGUCUCAUUUGGUGCGACUUAUUGAGCCCUCCCCAAGACUUCGGUUCAUCAGCACGGUUGCGUCGAGCGGAAACCAUGAAGAGCCUCCCUUCGAUCAUGGGUUGAACGACGAAGUUGUCGCUCAUAAAGCGGGCGUGAAUGUUCUUGCUAUCGAUCAGUUGAAUGGUAGUAUGGUAUCGGGUGGUGCUGAUCCAUCACUUCACUUCUGGGAUCUUGAAAGUCGAGGUUCAGAGCUUGAUUUUCUCUAUAGACCUAUUGCAUCUAUUGACAGAGCAUCGCAUGAAUCCGUCCACACGCGCGCAAUAACAUCGAUAUCGUUUUACCCAUUUGAUCCAACCCCGUCAACAGUAUUGUCAACAUCACGCGACAAUACCCUUAAACUUUCGGCCAUCGCGCCAGGAGAGAUCGUACCUGCACACACAUUUCAUUUGCACGCCACGCCGUAUUCCCAUUCGCUUUCAUCACAUCCAGCGUCAACACUGCUAACUGCAGUCGGCACCUCGGACAGAUCGGUUCGUCUUCUCGACUUGCGCAGCGGUUUGGCAACUCAUACCCUCCCCGGGCACGAUGCAGCUGUCUUAUCGGUGGCUUGGGCACCGCACAAACCUCAUAUCCUCGCAUCGGCGUCCGCGGAUAAUCGAGUCUUUAUUUUCGACGUUCGCCGAGCUGGUACGAGUUCCGCCAUUGCAACCUUGGACAUGGAUGAUUCUGUAGGCGUGGUUACACAAGGUCAUUCAUCCCGAUCUAAUGCUAGGCAUAAUACCACCAUUCGUCAAGGGCGUGCCCAUAAUGGUGCUGUGACCGGAGUAAGAUGGACUUCGAACGGCAGUCAUAUAAUCACUGCAGGCCAGGAUUCACGACUACGAGUUUGGAAUGCAACUACAGGGGCCAAUACGCUCGUACACUUUGGGCCCAGACUUCGAAAUAGUAUGUCUUCGCAUCUAGCUGAAAGGGUGCCACUUAUUUUGCCAAACGAUCUCAUUCAGUCUGGCUGUGAGACUCUUUUAUGGCCAAAUUUCAACGAUCAGGAUGACCGCGGUGAAAUACUUUUGUUAGAGAUGCGAGAAGGGACAUUUGUUAAACAGUUGAAGGUUCCAGGCUUGAUGUCAGCUACACGCCGGCAACAGGUCGGGAAAUCGAGUGCUCUCAGUGCCGGAAGAAUCAACGCUUUAGCUUGGCGGGGCAACGGAGGAUCUGGCGAGGGUCUGGAACUUUUCUCUGCCCAUGGUGAUGGGACUAUUCGCACUUGGGUGUCACGCGUCCCUGAAGAAGGGCUAGACCAGGAGGAAGAAAACGAACUGGAGGAUAGGAAGCGCAAACGCGACGUACUCGAAGAGAUCUAUCAAGGCCUCACAAGUUCUUCUGUGACCUUUACAUAA
Molecule: messenger RNA, 1446 nt
Organism: Talaromyces rugulosus
Lineage: Eukaryota; Fungi; Ascomycota; Eurotiomycetes; Eurotiales; Trichocomaceae
Exons: 3
Coding region: 1-1446 (481 amino acids)
Biological process (GO): transcription-coupled nucleotide-excision repair; proteasome-mediated ubiquitin-dependent protein catabolic process; protein polyubiquitination
Cellular component (GO): Cul4A-RING E3 ubiquitin ligase complex; nucleotide-excision repair complex
Molecular function (GO): protein binding
Source: RefSeq, a predicted model, not a curated record